Molecule: messenger RNA, 756 nt
Organism: Emericellopsis cladophorae
Lineage: Eukaryota; Fungi; Ascomycota; Sordariomycetes; Hypocreales; Bionectriaceae
Exons: 1
Coding region: 1-756 (251 amino acids)
Source: RefSeq, a predicted model, not a curated record
AUGGCCCCAAUAGAGGUUCUUGACCUACCACAGGUGUGGCAGCAGCCUGCUUACGACGCCCUCGUAAGCACACUUGAGUCUCUGGAGCUGAGCCCGCCCAUCUGGAAGCACACACGCAGGCGCUCGGAAAUUCUCCACGAGCAGGAGAGCCUGGCUUCCCAGAAAAAAGGAGAGGUCACGCGUUACUUGUCCUCCAUCAUUAAAAGCCCGCUGGAUUGGUUAGCUGAUGACGAUCAGCGCGACCUGGUCUGGUCGUAUGCCAGUAAAAGGAUGACUGAGCGCUGUGGACGCACGGCGAUGGGCGAGGUGGUGAGGCAAUGGCCGUUCAACGAAAGAGACGGAGACGACGCAUUCAAAUUGGUCAUCCGCGAGCCGGCGUUGACGGGUGAUUCGCUGGGCUUCAAGACCUGGGGGUCAUCCUACGUUCUCGCGCGGCACUUGCCACGACUAGAAAUGUCUUCAUUGUCAAAAUUGUUUGAAGGUCCUUCAAGAGAGCGCGUUCUGGAGCUUGGUUCAGGGACUGGACUGCUUGGAAUUGCUGCUGCCGCGUUCUGGGGCGCUCCUGUUCUCCUCACUGACCUCCCCAAUAUAGUAACAAAUUUACGCGCAAACGCAGAGAGCAACACACCCGUUGUCACGGGCAGAGGCGGGUCUCUCACCGUCGGUCCUCUCACCUGGGGAGGGUCGGGCAAUGAGGAGGUCGAUCAAGAUCUCUUUGGCGAGCCCGGCCAGUUCAAGGUCUGCUUCUCCCCGUGA